Messenger RNA from Cuscuta europaea, 4031 nucleotides. The record is from the annotation of a GenBank genome assembly. NCBI's taxonomy places the organism in Eukaryota, Viridiplantae, Streptophyta, Magnoliopsida, Solanales, Convolvulaceae.
AUGUGUAUUGGGCCGUUUGGGUUGAUUUCCCUUAACAUGCAAAAAAGUAACGAUAAGGUUACUUUUUGAGCUGAAAGGUAUUGAUUUAACGUUGAAAACCAAAAACACUUCAUUGCCCUUCUACUAUACUUGUUAACACAUGCUUCUGAAAAGUCGAAGACCAUUUCCAAAUAUGUUGUGUCGAGUUUCACCUGCUCUGCUCGCUCGGCUUUUCCAUAUUCAUCAAAGGCCUUCAUUUCCUCAGGACCGGCCCUGUUUGCAGUGAUAGUUUCCCAGGGUACGGUGACUACGAACAACCAUAUGAGCACACAAUCGGUUGUUCCGAUGGACGGAAUCAACGUAAGAACGGUAAGGAAUUUUCAGAAAGCCGGAGGUGAUUUUUAGCUCAAAACUACGUGAAGGUUGUGUAUGUUGGUCUGUUGUUGCAAAUCACCUGCCAGCUAUAUAUAUGGAUGAAUUUGUUGUGUGUUUAGCGAGCUUUGAUGGACCUGAACAUUGUACAUAAAAGAGGGCAUUAAUGUGACACCGGUUCCGAAUAUUUUACCCGAAUGAUUUACUAAAUACUAAUAAUAAUAAAAAUAGUAAAGUUUGUUGAUUAAAUAAAUAAUAAAUAAUGAUAGAAAUACUAAUAUACUACUACGUACUAGUUAUAUUAUGAUAUUAUUACUAGGCUACUACUAUUAAUAAUAUCAAUAAUAAGAGAGUAAUAAUAGUAGAGAAUAACAAAACUAAAACAUGGGUACGGUUCAACACUAAAGUUGACCGGCCCACAUGUAUUACCUAACUUUAUACGAAGUAUAAUAUAGGAAAAACUGUCAAAUAAAUCCACAUACUUUUAUAAAAAAAGUCAAUUAAUUUCAUGUACUAUUUAAUGAAUCAAUCAAGUCCGUGUAAGAUUAGAAAAUAAUUAAAUUGGCUAUUUAGCCUAUAAACAACCGGUUCUUCGGUUGUAAUAUCGAGUUGGCUUUUUUCUUCUUCAAUUUUCUAUUUUUUUAUAUUUUUUUCUUUUUCUUUUCUUUUCAUUUUUGUUUUUCUAUUUCUUUUGCUUUUCUCUUUCCUUGUUUUUUUCACUCCAUCUGUUUACCUUUCGAUCUAUCAGUCUAUGGAGGCUGAGGCAACAGAGUUCGAUUGACUUGAUGAUGUUAGAUUAUUGGACUUAUACUACAUGUAAUAUUCACAGUAUAUUAUUUAUCGGGUUUAAUUGUAUGUUAUAUGCUAUCUUAUAUUUAGGUCCAAAAAUUAGUGGUCCUAUGGAUAUUAAUUUAAGUGGGCUAAUAAGUUAUCUAAUAAGGUAUAGGGCCCAAAUGUGUAGAGACCCAUGGGCUUGACCUAAUCAAUGAUGGGCUGAUUAGGGUUAAGCACUCUCUAUAAAUAAAGGGUUAUGGUCUCUAGUUGUACACGUCAUUCCGUCUUUCUGCAUCCCAUCGCUAGAGAGAUAAUCCCGAGGGUGUGUAUCAACUGGAAACGCAAACCCUAGCCUCCGUCUCCCGGAUCUCUAAAGGUCAUCUCCCAUGGAGUCAGGUACGCUUCCGCUCAGUUAAUUCUCUAGAUAAUUUCAAUAUGAAGAUUAAAGUAUUAUCGGAUUUAUUCCAACAAUUGUUAUCAGAGUCUCCUUCAUAUUGAAUUAUUUGGAGCAAGUAUCAUCUACCGAUGUAAUUCGGGUAGAUUUCCUUUUAUGUAAUUCAUUCCUAUGUAUUCCAAUUAUUGAAUUGGUGCUCAUGGAUUAAUCAAAACCAUUACGGCGUUGUUCUUUUGAUAAUUCAAAGGUGGAAUACACGAUGGAGUAAUUCUUGAGUAUUUUUUUAUUGCUGAUUCGGCAGUUGAUGAUCUAGUGAAAUUAAUCAUUCUUUUUUGGGGGGGAAUUAUGGCUUUCAUGAUCGUCGAUUUGUUAUUUUUUGGGUUUUGUUUUGGGGUCUGUCAAUCAUGCAAUUGAAUAGGUUUUGGGUUAAAUCAAUCUUACAAUUGAUUUUCUGGAAGAUAGAUUCAAUCGUUAAUUUUCUUUAUUGUGAGGAUCAUGUUUCUAUUUCUCUUUAUUGGAAAUAUUUGGUUAAGUGAUAAUAUCACAAUCACUUCAUACAGAAUACUAUUAAUUUAUGGAUGUGGCUGAAUUGAUUCAUAACGAAUCAUAAUUACAGUUCCUUUCUUUAAAGAAUUAGACCUUUAGCUUACGUAUUUGUUCUUGAUUUGGAAUCGAUUUUGUAUCAAAACGAUUAGGCCUUUAGCCGAGGAUACCUGUAUCAAAUUAAAUUAUGAUAUGUUUCAUUUUUCGGUAAUUUAAUUUUGGAAUUUUAUACCUUGAAUAAUUAAAUACUUAUAUGUAAUAGAUUACUUUUGUUGGUGGUCGUGAUUUGCGGCUUGAAAAUUUAUGUAUUACUCCGGUAUGUGUUAUGGGAUGUAUAAACCCUAUUUUGCGAUCACACGGUGAUUGGUUACGAGUUAAAAAAAAAAUUAUCGUUAUACAUAAUACAUUUGCAUGUGAUUCAGAAAAAUUUGCCCAAUUUUAUUUUUCAGAUUUUCGAGUUAAUAUUAGUAUGUCUAAUAUUUGAGUUAGUUAAUUGAUACAACAUGCUGCCAAAGUAGUCUCUCUUGUUGAAAUUAAUUAACUCAUAUAUUAAGAUGAUUGUGUACUUUCUUAUUUCAUGCGGAUAAUAAUCGGCCCAAAGGAAGGUUAUUAUUUGGCCGAAAUUUAAGUACAUUUGUGAUAAUAAAAUUUGUGAUGAUUAUGAAGUUUUUCGUGUGAAUAUUAAGUCGGUCCAAAGAAAGGCUUAGUAUUUGACAUGAUUUUAUUAUCAAAAUUUUAUUAUUACGCCAAGAUACCACUUGCAAGUCUAAUUUAUGUCCAAAGACAAGAUUAGAUGUUGCGUUAGGUAUCUUGUGAUGGGGAUUGCUAAUAUUUAAAUUUAAAAUUAAUUAUCAAAUUAAUUUCAGUUCCUAGAGCAUAUCAUUUAUAUUAUUUUUUUGUUCUCUUUCAGUCAACAAUUCUGCUGCUACAAUAUCUGCUAAUAUUAAUAGCAUCCCAGUGCUUAACGGCACAAAUUUUAAGGAAUGGGAAGAGAACGUUAUGAUUGUUCUCGGUUGCAUGGAUCUAGACCUUGCACUUCGGACUGAGAAACCCGCCGCUCUUAAGGACACAUCUACCCUUGAUGAAAAGAGGGAGAUGGAGAGGUGGGAACGCUCAAAUCGCAUGAGUCUAAUGAUCAUGAAACGUGCAAUUCCAGAAUCAUUCAGGGGCACAAUGGCUGAUGAGGCUGAUGCCAAAUCGUUCCUUGUCGAACUUGAAAAGCGUUUUGCUAAAAACGAAAAGGCGGAAACUAGUACUCUUUUAAGCACUCUUGUUUCCAUGAAGUAUAAAGGCAAAGGGAACAUAAGGGAGUACAUUUUGGAAAUGUCUCACAUUGCUUCAAAACUAAGUGCACUAAAGCUUAUUUUACCUGAGGAAUUGCUUGUGUAUUUAGUUUUGAUCUCUCUUCCUUCUCAAUUUAAUCAAUUUAAAGUCAGUUACAACUGCAUUAAGGAGAAAUGGUCUCUCAAUGAGCUCAUUUCUCAUUGUGUUCAAGAGGAAGAGAGAAUAAAGCAAGAUAAGACAGAAAAUUAAGGAAGCUGCAAAUUCGGGGCCUCCCAGGAAGCAUCACAAGGAAACUAAGGAAUCUGGAUGCUUUUUUUGCAAAGGGACUAAUCACAAGAAAAAGAACUGCACUAAGUACCAUGCUUGGCGUGCGAAAAAGGGGUUGCCUGAGCUGCCGAAAACCAAUUGAUGGUGAAAGAUACAUCUAUGUCGGUGAUGGCAAGCGGGUUGAAGUUGAGGCUAUCGGUGUUUUUAGAUUAUUAUUAAAGGCUGGUUUUUAUUUGGAUUUGAAAGAGACAUUUGUUGUGCCGUCAUUUAGGCGGAAUUUAAUUUCUAUUUCUGCAUUGGACAAAUUUGGUUAUUCUUGUUCAUUUGGAAAUAGUCAGUUCAGUCUAUUUCAAGAUUCAAAACUUAUUGGUACUGGUCUUUUAUCAUUUUAUGAUAAUCUAUAUUCACUUGAUAUAAA